AUGGCGCAGCAGGCCGCUUUGCAAGUCCUGGGUCGCUGUCUGCAAAAAGAAAGAAAAAGGCAACAAGAAGGAAGAGCAAUGGCGACACUGGAUCGCAAACUGCCCACUACAGAUGCGCUCCUGUACAAACCCUGGUCCACCUUUAUCGACGCAGCUAAAUUACGCUGCUUUGACAAUGUAGAUUUAGAAGAGACUGGAAAAGAUUGUAGAAAAGGCAGGGAGGUGGUGAGACUUAAUAGAGAAGAUAUGUUCAUAUUUGGCCAUUCUCCAUUUCAUGACGAAUUUUAUUUGGUUGUCUGCAAUAUCUGCAAUCAAGUAUUAAAACCACAGGUUUUCCAGUCACACUGCGGUAGCUGGUGAAUAGUUGUGCAGUGAUUAGAGAGGACUGCUCUUCCAAAGACAUGCGCAGCAGGAACAAACGAAGACAUGG
Polyodon spathula (Mississippi paddlefish) is the source of this 430-nucleotide messenger RNA. Its product is annotated as ataxin-7-like protein 1. The record is from RefSeq and is a predicted model, not a curated record. Lineage: Eukaryota; Metazoa; Chordata; Actinopteri; Acipenseriformes; Polyodontidae. The transcript has 6 exons. The coding region runs from base 1 to 360 and encodes 119 amino acids.